CCCUGCCAGAGCCAAUCCGCGACUGGGUGUAAGUAGGGCAAGCCGCUUCCUGGUUCUCAGAAAGAAGGAGCCUGGAGUUGGAGUAGACCAGCGGAGGCAGAACACAUACAAGGGGGGGAAGCACCGCGGAGAGCCGGAGGUCUGCAGGGAAGACCCGCAACACGACAAACGCUGACCCACGAAAUAUUAAAAACCUCCCAGGUGUCGCGCUGAGGACGACAAGAGCGGUUCCCCCGGUAGAAAAGAAAAGAGCCGUGAGGAUAAAAAAGAAUAAGUAGAAGAAGUCGGCAGGGUGGGACGGAAUAAUCCAGGAAGUGUGGAGGCCGGUCAGGUGGGAGGCGACGAGUCUGAACAGGUGACACACCGGCACUCAGCACCGGCAACCCCAUAGCCUCCCUCCUUCCCGGUUCUCAUCGGGGUCACGGGAGGACUAUCCACGUCACGGGUAUUCGGUGUAUGACCUCUGCUGACCUCCAAGCAAAGGACCAAAGGGAAGGGGGAAGAGCAAGAGGCCGAAGACAGCAGGCACCCAUCUUCUCCUGGGUUUAUGGACCGGAGGUGGCGAUGUCUCCAGGAGAGGACGGCCUGAUUGGGAUCCCCUUCCCGGAGCACAGCAACGAGCUCCUGUCCCACCUCAAUGACCAGAGGAGGACAGGACUCCUGUGUGACCUCACCCUGACGUCCCGCGGGGCACGCUACCCAACUCAUCGCUCUGUCAUGGCCGCCGUCAGUCUCUACUUCCGCCGGCUGUUCGGGGGAGAGGAGGGAGGCGGCGAGGGCGGAGGAGGUUUCAGUGUGUGUCAGCUGGACUGCGUGGCCCCCGACGCCCUGGACGCCCUGCUGGAGUUCGCCUACACCGCCACCCUGACCAUCCCCGGCUCUGGGAUGAGAGACGUGCUGCGAGGGGCUCAGCUUCUGGGCAUCCAAUGUGUGGCUGACGCCUGCAGAGACAUCCUGGGGGAAAAGGCAGAGGGGGAGCCGGCGGAAGAGCCGAGAGCCCAACACACAGCCACAGAGAGGAUUGCAGUGGGGGACAUCAGAGUGGAAAGAGGGUCCCGAAGAAAAACGGACAGAAAAAAGAUGAAAAGAAUUGGGUCGAAUCACAUGAACUCGUCGUUUCUGAACCCACCACCUGCUUCUCCCGUCUCACACCCUUCGCCUGCAUCCGACAGCUUCCGCUCCCUGCCGUCGACCGGGCCUCCCAGCCCCGAACACAGGCAGAACGGAGAUCCAAGGGCCAUUAGAAGGCCAGGCAGAGGGCCCACAAUAAAUGGAGGACCCCCUCCCUGGCUGCAUGAGCGCUCCCAUAUAGCCAACCAACCUCCUGUACCGCCUUUGAGUGACAAGCUGUCAGAGGAGGAGGACAUGGAGAGUUUUGGCGAUGAUGGUAAGCUGAUGGAGAGCACCUCAGUACCUACCUCUAUAGCUGAUCAAGGAGCAGGGGCCACGGCAGGGGGAGCAGGGAGGAAGAGGAAGUCUCAAACGCCUCAGCAGUGCCCCGUCUGUCAGAAGAUCAUCCAUGGAGCAGGAAAACUGCCCCGACACAUGAGGACACACACCGGGGAGAAGCCCUUCCAGUGCUCGGCCUGUGGAGUCCGUUUCACACGGAAUGAUAAGUUGAAGAUCCACAUGAGGAAACACACAGGCGAGCGCCCUUACCCCUGCCCACACUGCCCCGCCCGGUUUCUCCACUCGUACGACCUCAAAAACCACCUGUCCCUCCACAGCGGGGCGAGACCCUUCGAGUGCCCGCUCUGCCACAAGGCCUUCGCCCGAGAGGAUCAUCUCCAGCGUCACCGCAAGGGCCACAGUUGCCUGGAGUUGCGCACACGCCGACCCAGACAAGGGGAAGAGCUCGGGGAGGAUGAGGGAGGGGAAGCAGGCGGGAGGGAGCAGGCCAACACUCUGGAGGCUCUACAGGCCCACUCCUCUGCAUUCCCCCAUCACAGUUUGCUGGAUGCUGGGAGUGGGUCCGGGGCCGGCCCCCAGCUGAUGUUUGCAGGUGACGCCGAGAGGGAGCGGGCUCUCGCCCUUCAGGCUUUGGCUCACCUCGGGCCCAACAGGCUGGCCAACUUCCCCGAGCUCUUCCUGAGGAGUCUGGAGCUGCGAGUGGGCAGAGAGGCGGAGGGAGAAGAUCCAGGAGGAACCCCCUCACCCGCCGCACAGCGCGACCGAUGGGCUGACGAAGUUGAAGAGGAAAUUGGAGAAGAGGAAGAAGAAGAAUAGGGAAAAGAAAGCGUGUGUGUGUGCGUGUGUGUGUGUGUUUGUGGUAAAGCAUCCACAGUAAAACAAAUCUCACUCAGCUGGUUGGACUAAUGACCUGCUGCUCCGAUAUAGAGAGCGCUUAAAUAAUAUGAUGUUAAAAUGGAAAACGGGUUUUCUUAGAUAUUUUAAUUGUUUCUCUUCUGGCUCUUGGCAUUUUUAUUUUCAUUUGUCUUUAAGAUAUUAUUUCUUGUUUGCUUCUUUAUGUGUUUCACUUUGAUUCUAUUUUUCUAGCUGAACAUGCCUCUGCUGCGUGUGGUGACUGGGAUGCUUUUCACUAUGCAAACUAAAAUCAAGAGCUGCGACAUGAAGGGAUAUUUAAAGAUGUUUAUUUUAGUUACAAUAUAAAUGUAUUGAUUCAGGUGCAAUUCAGAAGUCACGUCACCUAGAGAUCACAUGAGUUUGUAUGCUCACUGUCCUCUGGUGGUAAUCAGUGGAAAUGCAGUCAAAUUAAUCAAACUGUUCGGUACAUUGUAAGCAAUAAUUUUCGGUCUGUCUUUUCUUGUUUGGUAAUCUAUGCUUUGAUUUGAUUUGGUGCUUGAACCAAAGAUUUUUAGUUGAACUGUUUUCUUUACAGGAGAGGAGACAGGUGAAUUGUAGCCAAUGUUGGGUUUGAAGAGAAGACUCUUCCCAACUCUUUUGAAAGCCAUGAGAAAAGAUUUGCUUCCAUGUUUGAGUGUGUCAGAGCCGUAGAGCUCUGUGUUAAAUGCCUGACCAAAAGAGACAAAGUCUGGGUCAAAGAGAUCCUUUUGAUUAUGUUGAAGACUAUUCUUCUUUUUCCAGAGGCCGUGGAUUUCAGUCUUCCAAUGCACUCAUUUGGUUCCCUUGUUGGGGCAAAAAGAAGAUUGAGAUGGCAUUCCCUUUUUCUGUACUUAUUUAUUUAUUGUUAUUUAUUAUGGAUCUUCUGCUGACACUUUUAAGUGAGACCAAAUUCAAGUGUGGCACCCAGAACACAAAGUCUUACAAGAAGAUGCAUUGCGCUUAAGAUUUUGAACCAACAUCUCCAUAUCAUUUAACGCCUUUUUUAUGGGCUGCGUGUCUUCUUUUGGCAAAUCUUCCUCGAAUGCAUUCUUUGCACAUUAAACCCCGUCAGGUACUGCAAUAAUACACAUUCCAUCCUCCGGGGGAGAGAGAAGGGAACAGAGGUUCAAACCUUCCAUGUAACUGGAACACAAAAUAACUUUGCUGUUUUACAUUUUGUUGUUUGUGUAACAUGUAUAGUACUGUAUCACAUGUUGACAUGGCAGUUCUUACAGAUCGGCCUCCGCUGUGUGUAAAGGGGCCAUUAUCCUUUGAGUUAAACUAUCUUCGACCAAAAAAACCGUUUUAGUUUCUUCAUGCUUUCCCUGGACCAGUACAUUCAGGCCUUUUUGAAAGGUUUAAUGCAAUCAUUAAUGGCUUUAAGCGACGGAAGUCUUUUUGUUUCCAAUUCUCUCCAUGUAGUCAGAACCUGUGCUGUUCUGGCCUUGUGUGCACUAUCUGCUCCUUGUGGUGUAGUAAAUCAUUUUUUUAUUUCCAGUUUAUUUGCACUAUGAGAUUUAAGAGCUUUAAGCCUGAUUGUCUGACCUUCGAUAUCUUGUCCAUUAACUCACUCGAUACCAUUUAAGAUUGUAAUUGAAAUUUUCUUUAAAACCUGCAUACAUUGAAUAUUCUUCCUCCUGCAUAAUAGCACAGAGUUAUAGUCAAUAUAAUAUAUAUUGGGAUAAAGUUGCCUUAGAUAUAAUUUGUUUUGUGCUGCAACUACUCUCAGGAAAUCUUGAGCAAUGCACUAAGUGAUUAUAUAAAAUGGGAAGACAUUGUCUGGUGCUGCAGGGUGAUUGACACGCUUCAUGUAAAUGUAAGGCCAGUAGUUUCAAAAUGACAUUUUGUAUCAUGUUAUGGUUGAAAACCUAAUUCAUUUAACCUAUUGUGAGAAAAUAAUCGGGAAAUAAUAGCAACGCCAGUUAACUACUGGCCCUACUGGAACCAGUCCUACUGGAAUGGCAGUAUGACAGUUGGUCCUGUUCAUGAAGGGUGUUGGUGCUCCCUUCAUGUGAAUGAAAGAGGGUUAACUGAUGCCAGCUGUGAAGUGCGCGUUUCUAUGUGAGCUGUUUGUUUUCUCGGCUUCGGUGAAGGGACACGGGGUCCGGUCUUUAUAGAGACCCCGCUAUCAGGGAUACAUUUUUGUCUUUCAGUCUUUAGUGGAACCUUCUCAUAGAUAUUAAUUCAUUUCCCAUCAUUUGUUUCAGUUUAUGUUAAGAAAAUAAAUAAACAUAUCUAAGCUUGA
Gymnodraco acuticeps is the source of this 4528-nucleotide messenger RNA. RefSeq names its product zinc finger and BTB domain containing 7B (gene zbtb7b). The record is from RefSeq and is a predicted model, not a curated record. Gene Ontology annotation, molecular function: RNA polymerase II cis-regulatory region sequence-specific DNA binding; protein binding; DNA-binding transcription factor activity, RNA polymerase II-specific. Bases 457 to 2226 code for a protein of 589 amino acids. Lineage: Eukaryota; Metazoa; Chordata; Actinopteri; Perciformes; Bathydraconidae. The transcript is spliced from 5 exons. Gene Ontology annotation, biological process: regulation of transcription by RNA polymerase II; positive regulation of gene expression.